Colletotrichum abscissum is the source of this 1971-nucleotide messenger RNA. RefSeq lists its product as uncharacterized. The record is from RefSeq and is a predicted model, not a curated record. Gene Ontology annotation, biological process: positive regulation of transcription by RNA polymerase II. Lineage: Eukaryota; Fungi; Ascomycota; Sordariomycetes; Glomerellales; Glomerellaceae. Gene Ontology annotation, molecular function: transcription cis-regulatory region binding; DNA-binding transcription factor activity. The coding region runs from base 1 to 1971 and encodes 656 amino acids. The transcript has 2 exons. Gene Ontology annotation, cellular component: nucleus.
AUGGCCGCUCUCCUCAAGAUCCACUGUACAAGGCUCAAUCUCGAGUGCGGCGGUUAUGCGACACCGAUCAAGUUCAGAGAUCAGACAGAUCUGCUGAAGCGGAAACAUGGCAGAAAACGCAAAGAAAAGGCACAAACGCCAGCUCCGACUGAGCCAUCGCCUUCGUCGAAUGCCCAAGACAGUGUAGAACCGACAUUGCAGUCGCAUCAAGUUAGCCAGCAUGUUGUGACACCGGGAGAUGAAACUUUCCAUUCGGCUGACGAAAGCCAUCAAACCUUUGACGAAUCACAAGAAUUAUCCCACUAUGAGGCGGCCGCGUCACUCGCCCUGAUAUCUGGAGGCAUUCACCAGGACUCACUGGUUCCUGCUGGUGGGCAUCAAACAGAAUCGCCCUCGUUCUACACGCCAUUUGAUGACACGACUCUGCAAGCUGAUUCCACUCUCGGUGGACUAGAAGAAUCCAAUACGGAUGAUGGGCUUAACACCUCUUAUCAGGGCGUAGCCACGCCGAGUUCCACGCCAGUCUACCCACGUAUUGACUCGCCUUUCCUGCGACAAAGACAGUCAGAUCAGGCGAAUCGGCAAUUGACUUCAGUGCCAACGAUUCCAGUCGGCUUGUUGGAGAGCGCAAAGUUUGCCGAGGACAUGGUGUUUUAUCACCAUUUCACGGAUACCUCUCCGUACGGCACCCUCUCAAUCUUGUCACUGAAUGAUAUCCUACAGGCUGAGCACCUUGACAAGGCCUUCUUCCACGCUGCAUUGGCCUUGGCGGCGCUGGAUAUCUCUCAGGCAAGGCCGACGGAGGCGCUCGGUAGUAAGGCGGCACUGCAAGCCCUCGAUCACUUUGUCACUGCCCUCGGUACGGUGCGCAUGGCACAGCUCGACGAUGAAGGGGUCGCUACGGGCUGUCCGCCGAACCAAGACAACGCCAUCUCAUGGCUGGCGACUCUUCUACUGCUGGCCAACUUUGAACUACAGAGAGGCCAGAUGAAAUUGUGGUACAUCCAUAGCCGGGCUGCGGUCACCUUCCUGUCCCAACACCUCAACCGCGUGCAGGAGUCGCCGGUGGGAGAGUCGCUCAUUCGAUCGUUCUCGAGGAUCGCCGCGCUUCUGGACAUCUUUGACAGGGCAUACUCUGUACGAUACAGCAUAGCGUCUCCAGACGUUUCAGACUCUUUAAGCAGAUCUCUAGUAAACUCGCCUCAUUCGGCAGACCGGCUGCUCUUCAUCCUACCGCGGGUCAUCAAGCUGGAAGAAGAGUGGAGGAGCAACCCCCAACACGACCUUCACUGGCGAGAGCAAGCAGAAAGCCUUAUCGAGGAGUUAAAAGCCUGGCGAAAGACCGUGCCUGACUGUGACGUGCCACCCUUACACGAGCACACCGCAAACCCUUACAAUGAAGAUGCAGAAGGACCUGGCAUCUCCAUCAGGCCCCUCAGCAUCCCGGACGCCCCAGAGCCCGUCAAGGCUGCAACAACCUUCAUGCACUACCUCGUGUCUCUCCUCCGCUUGGAAACGAGAUACCUGCCCGGCGCAGUGCGCCAACUACCCCCCAAAGCAAAGAAAAUCGUCCUCCUCGUCUGCCGCCUGGCAGCAGGCGUGCCCUACGCCUCCUGCGCGGCGGUCAACGCAUACUCCCACGGCAUGGUCGCGGCGAUGAUGAACUGCUAUCACAUGUCGGAGGAGCAGGAGGUCAAGGACUGGGUCAAGAAUUGGAUCGCUGGAUUCCCGCGGGAGAGGGAGGGCAUCUGGAACGUGCGACACGCGCACCGCGUGCUGAAUUACGUUGACCAAGAAUACACGCGUCGCGGCUCGCGCUACAACUGGGAGAUCAUCAAAGUUCGACUGAUAGACCUGGAGACAGAUGCCACGCCAAGCGAGGACGAGGAGACGGACCCUGACAAGUUUUCGGUCGAGAUUUAUUCGCGGUGUAAACGGGGUUGGAGUAUUGACUUUGUAGAAAUACCGUAA